GCUGCUGCUUAUUUAGAGAGACUUUCUGUUUAAUAUAUAAUGACUUCCAGGAUGGAUAACAAGUCUUACUUGGUUCAGAUGAAUGGGAAUGGAGUCCACAGCAAAAGCACCGUCAAUGGCAAAAGCCUGAAUGGGCCCGGAGUCAAUGGGAAGGGAGUGCACGGGAACGACAUCCACCACGUCAGUGUGAAUGGCAGUUUGUAUCCGACCAAAGCCAAGAGACGCAUGCAGAGAUGGGAGGUGAAGCCCUCAGAGAUGGCCAACAACACACUCAAUCCCAUCAGAGCCAUUGUGGAUGGGAUGAAGAUUAUACCCAACCCCGAUAAACCCAUGAUCGCUCUCUCCAUAGGGGAUCCCACUGUGUUCGGAAACCUGCCUACAGAUGGUGCAGUGCUGCAGGCCAUGAAAGACGCCAUAGACUCCCAAAAAUACAAUGGCUAUGCUCCUUCCGUUGGUUAUCUGAAGAGCCGACAGGCGGUGGCCAACUUUUAUAGCUGCCCCGAGGCUCCACUAGAGGCAGAGGAUGUGAUUUUGACCAGCGGCUGCAGCCAGGCCAUUGACCUGGCUAUCAGUGUCCUGUGUAACCCAGGGGACAACAUCCUGGUCCCAUGCCCAGGCUUCUCCUUAUAUAAGACUUUGGCUGUCUCCAUGGGCAUUGAUGUCAAACUCUACAACCUGCUGCCAGAGAAGUCAUGGGAGGUUGACCUGCAACAGAUGGAGAGCAUGAUCGACGAGCGGACAUCCUGUCUGAUUGUUACCAAUCCAUCCAACCCGUGCGGCUCUGUCUUCAGCAAGGAACACCUACAGAAAAUCAUCAAAGUGGCCUCCAGACACUGCGUUCCCAUUCUGGCUGAUGAGAUCUACAGCGAUAUGGUUUUCCCAGGUUGCGAUUGUCCUUCCAUGGCGUCUCUCAGCAGUGACGUUCCCAUUCUUUCCUGCGGCGGCUUGGCUAAGCGCUGGCUGGUCCCCGGUUGGAGGAUGGGAUGGAUCCUCAUCCAUGACAGGAAUGAUAUAUUUGGAUCCGAGAUUCGACAGGGUCUGGUGAAACUGAGCCAACGUAUUCUGGGAGCCUGCAGUAUCAUCCAGGGGGCCCUGGAUAGCAUCCUCAACAACACACCUCAAAGCUUCUACAACAAAACGAUCAGCUUUCUGAAGACCAACUCUGAGAUCUGUUUCAAUGAGUUGUGCACUGUCCCUGGCCUGAACCCUGUCAUGCCUUCGGGGGCAAUGUACCUCAUGGUGGGGAUUGACAUGGAUCGCUUUCCAGACUUUAAGAAUGAUGUGGACUUUACUGAGCGGCUGGUGACCGAGCAGUCUGUCUUCUGUCUUCCUGCCUCAGCGUUUGAGUACCCCAACUUCUUUCGCAUUGUGGUGACGGUGCCGGAGGAGCUGAUGGUGGACGCUUGUGGUCGUAUCAGGGAGUUUUGCCAGCACUACAAUCGACCCCGCAGCAGUGACAGCAAUGAUCUGGACCAGUGAUGCCGCAGAGCAUGGACUUCAUUGAGACCAAAGGAUGGAAGAAUUGUUCUCUCGUCACAUAUACUGAGUUGGAAUCAGCUUUGAAAUUGUAUUCCACCGUGUUAUGAAGUUAGAGAGUUAGAGAUGUAGAAAUGUGUUAAUAUUGUUAUCACUGUGGCAACAAAAGAUUGGAAGUGACAUAUCUGAUGGUCCAUUGUUGUUGUAAUUUUUUAUGUAAACCAUAUGAAAUGAGCAGACCUAAUAUUUAUAUUUUAUACAGGCAACGUAUAUUACUUGUUCUUGUGUAUUUAUAUAAUUUGUGUAAUGUAAUGUAACCUUUUUGGUAUAAACUGCAGUGCAUGAUGUGCACACCAGCUGGCUUCUUUGCUGUCACAAUUAGGCGAAGGGAAUAUAUAUUUGAAUAUCCAUUUUUAUAAACGUUAUGUAUUGAUAUUCUUUUGCUUGUGGUAGAAAACAACUUUCAGCAUGCUCUCUGUCAGAAGAUUUGCUGUAUUUGUUUGUAUGUUAAUUGUGUGUCACACAAUCAUAUAUAUAUAUUUUAUUUUUACAGACACAAAGUUGUACUUAG
This is a messenger RNA of Cottoperca gobio, 2047 nucleotides long. RefSeq names its product tyrosine aminotransferase (gene tat). The coding region runs from base 40 to 1479 and encodes 479 amino acids. The transcript is spliced from 12 exons. The record is from RefSeq and is a predicted model, not a curated record. Gene Ontology annotation, biological process: L-phenylalanine catabolic process; L-tyrosine catabolic process; biosynthetic process. Gene Ontology annotation, molecular function: L-tyrosine:2-oxoglutarate transaminase activity; pyridoxal phosphate binding. Lineage: Eukaryota; Metazoa; Chordata; Actinopteri; Perciformes; Bovichtidae.